Venturia canescens is the source of this 8135-nucleotide messenger RNA. It is a transcript of the gene gogo, whose product is annotated as golden goal. Gene Ontology annotation, cellular component: cell periphery. The transcript has 15 exons. Lineage: Eukaryota; Metazoa; Arthropoda; Insecta; Hymenoptera; Ichneumonidae. The record is from RefSeq and is a predicted model, not a curated record. Bases 943 to 5088 code for a protein of 1381 amino acids.
CACCCCCACCCUCUGCCGGCUCGGCUCGGCAUUCCGCGUACACGACAGUACGGGUUACGGGUAUCAGUCGAGUCGCGGCUCGCGUGUCGGUUGGACCUGUUUCGCUAGCCUUCCGUCAAAAUCACUCGAUUUUUCGAAUAAAAAGCCGGUUUAAAUCAGCAAUGCUUAAAGAGACCGCCAUAUCGUUUUUGAGACAAAAUUUAAAACACAAUCAAAACGAGAAUUAUUAGUAUUGUUAUUUCACUCGUGAUAACCGAAUGAACCGACUAAAAUGUCAUUUCAUGAAUAGGUCAAGUGUCAAGUGUACAAAAUACAGUGAUUUCGUGUUCCAGUGAAGUUAUUUUUUAUCUCAGCAAAACUUGUUAACCAGAGUUUGAGCUACCUAAUUUGUGUUUUUUUACUAAUUUUUAACCAAUAUCCAUCGAGGUUAUUUUUAUAUUCUCUCAUAUACACCCUCCGGUAGUCGACUACAUUUUUUUGAUGUUUAUUGUGAAACGAACGCAAAGUACCCACAGGGGGAAGUGAGUUUUUAUUACGCGACAAAAACACAAACACACACACACACGCUCACACACACAUACACACACGUGCAUAAGCAAAUAGCAAAGUUUUAAAUUCAACCGAGAGUUUGGCGAUCCAGGAAAAACGAACAAACGGACGCCGCAGGGAAAACGUUUCCUUUUUUUGUUCACCUAUACUUUGCGAGUGCUUCGGUACUUGAGUUUCAGCGCAGAUCUACCGUAUACAUAUGUAGAGACAACGAAGAGAGACGAGGUGAGACCAACGAAACAUGGAAAUGUCAGCGAUACUGAUUCUCGAGGUAGUUCGACAUGCCGAGGGAACAAUAGAGGGGCUGCUGCACGAGUGAAUUCUCGAGGACGAGCUUGCGGAAGGGGAGAGAGGCUGUCGCUGAGAAUAGUGCAUACCGAUGACGUAUCGGACAUGAAUUGGUCGUCCAGAUGGUCGCCGUUGCGGGUUCUCAUUUUCAUUUUUCUCAAAUGCGGCACGAUAGGCUCUACGAUGGCGAUGGAGAACAAUUUAUUCUCCAGGCUGAUCGUCGCCGCAUCCCACACGGCUCUGUCGGGCGAUCUCGCCGUUCUCAUUCUCGAAUUACCCGCAUCCCAGGAACGAGGAACCAAGACGUCGACCCACCAACCACCGGCCACGAGCACCAACCCCCCGAAUACAAUUACCACCACGUCGGCCAUUUCCUCGAGCACGAUUACGGAUGACAUUGAUUUCUCAAUGGACGACGAUGACGACAACGAGAAUCUGUCGACCAACGGCGAACACUCUCAACCGGACGCCCUCGUUCUCAGAGUCAUGCAUCUGGAUGGUUUUACAUCAGAAUUCGUGGGUGAAGUGCCAAUUACACGCUCAACCAAUUUCACCGGCAAUAUUUCCCUCACCGUACCGUGCGGCUUUUUUUCACGCGGAGGCGUUUAUUCCCUACAAUUGCAGGAAAAAUCCACCACUACGACCAACAGGUUUACCGAUAUUUCCGAUCUCUCCGGCGUCCAGAUGAGAACGACACUGGACGUCCGAUGGCCAACACCAUCGCUCACUUUGGAGCCUCAGCACUUCAACACUUAUCCGGGUCAGCCUGUACUGGCGACACUCGAGUACACCGGUAUAUCCUGCGCUCCGGUUAAAGGAAUUCCCGUCACGACGUAUUCCCUCCAGCUCAUAUAUUGUGGCUCGAGCGUUUUAUCCUGCGAUCCUCGUAACAAGAGCCACGUACAGAUGCUGUACUCCGAGGAGGUUUUAGGAUUUCCGGAGCAAAGGAUCCUCAGCCUGAGAUGCGAAUUCUUCGGUCUCGCUGGCCACUACGCCCUGAGAUUGAAACCCAGCAGUGCUAACUCCAGUGCACCAACCACCAGCGCUUACAUCAAGGUUGAAUGGUCGGAUCAAUACGUUUUCAACGUGCAUGCCAGAUCGGUGUAUCCUUGCGACGGUGGAUCAGGUGGACUGUCUGUUCUGUUCGAAUAUCCGGCCUGUCGUCUUCAGGGUGAUCGCGUUCGCGUUUACGGACGUUUACGAGCAGACGUUGCCUCUCUCGCGCCACCCUCGACCCUCAACUACGUUGCGGAGCUCAAAGCGCCGCCUGGUAAACACUCGUUGACCUUCGACUGUGACAUAUUCACGGAGAAGUUCGUCGAGUAUUGCUUCGUUUACGUUAGCCAGGCGAUUACGAAUGCCAUGGCCGAGGUCCGCGUCGAUUGCAUUCCAACGUUUCCGAUCAAAGAAAGCGAUGCCGGCGGCUGGGGGCACUGGAGCCAAUGGACUCCUUGCAGCAGCUCCUGCGUCGGUGGAGUAAGGAGUCGCUACAGACUUUGCGAUACACCGCCACCCCGAUACGGCGCCAAGUUUUGUCAGGGAAAAGCUGUGGAGACUGAACCGUGUGGUGGUGCUGGAGAAUUCGAUCUUCACGGCAAUUGGAAGCCUGGUGAUUGGGAAUGUAGCCAUGGAAAAGGUAUAGCCGCUGAGAGGCCGGAAGUGACAGCGGAAAUAGGCACAAAAUGUCGAUGCGGUUGCCUGGUCAAUUUGGGGAACGAAACGUCGCGUAGAAUAGUAGCAGCGAGCACGCAGGCCUGUCCAGGUCGUUCGUUCUGGCUCGUACAGGCGCAACCGGAUUCCGUCGUUCGACUGCAUCUCGAUCAAACGAGAUUUCCCUGUCCCGGCCAAUACGUACGAGCCCGAGACGGCGAUUCUCUGAGUGCUGAAUUAUUGGCCGACAUUUCCUGUGACAAAAGCGCCCCCGAGUCCGGAACGAUCGUCUCCACCGAGUCGAAUCUUUUGCUCGAAUUUUUUAGCGAUGAAAUAACCGCCGCUGGCGAAUCGUGCAUCGGUGGAUUCCUCGCUCACGCAUCAACUCUUCCAAAAUCAAGUCUGGAAAACGGUACAGAUCCUUCGACGAUUCUCAUCAAUCCGGAAGUGGUGGCUGCUGCAGGAAGAUGGGCGAUGUGGUUGUCCCCGGCCCAUUUAGCUGCGGCUUCUCUUCUUCUCCUCAUGUUUCUCGUCUCCGUCGUGCUGGCGCUUCAAUACGCGGUCAAGUAUCGAAAAUAUCAAAUCGCCGAGGAUCUCGACAGCCUGACGGAUAAUUCCGCUUGCAGCGGCUCGAUGCAAGGUUUGGCCAGACGUGCACGAGCGAUGUCUUCGUCGACCCUGAUUUCCGAGGUCGUGUCGUUGGUCAGGUUGCCAAGGCGAGGUUCCCCGAGGCACGCGAGACUCGAGCAAACGCCCAACGAUCUCGAGGACGGUUACGAAAGCACCGAGACUCAAACCGAAGUCGAGGACGAAAAUACCGCGGAUUCGGGAACCCUGAAGCAGAAAGAUCACGACGAGCACGGUUCCCAAAGAACAAUUGUUGGCAGCAGCAACCUCAGCACGCCCUCAAAACGUUCAUCGGGCUCUGCAAGCUCGACCAGUGGGCAUCCCGAAAUUAAAUUCGCCCGUCCAGUAAAGCUACGUACGGUUGGGCCUAUAACACCAGUGUCCGAGGAGGCAUCGAUGUCGGAAGAGAGCAGACGUUUCAGCACCACGAGCGCCUCGAACAGCGUGAAUAAUGUAAGCGUCACACAACCAAACACGUCUAAACUUCUGCAUGCAAAGGGGUUUUCGCCAGCCAGUACAUCGUCCAAUUUGUCGGUAGUACGGUGUGGCAAAGAGACGAAAGACCGAAGGAAUCGCGAGCGCUUGUUGCAAGGUCCAGGCUCGGAAUUCAGCUUAGCGAACCCGGACAUGGAUUUGGAGUUGGAUUAUUACGAUUACAACGUUGUCAACGCCGCCGCAGCACCUGGAUCUUAUCUCGGAAUGGAUCCAGCUUUUCUCGUUUGGAUUCCACCUCUGGCCCCCGGUGAAUCGGAGAUUUUAGGGGCUAUCGAGGAGGAUCAUCAUUACGAGGAAAUCGGUGAAGAACGAAGGGAACGAAGGGAUGGGGCGGCAAGACUUGAUACCGAAGGCGCAGCUCUUACACCCGCGGAAUAUCAGAAAAUUCGGGGUGCUAAAUUGCAAGAUGGAAGUAAAACUGACGGGGAAGAGCAGGGGACGAGGGACGACGAAAUCUUGCCACGACGCUUGGAUCCCGGCGAGAGCAAACUCCAUGAUGAAAUUAUAAUGGAAUAUCGAGCCAGACUCAACGAGGGCAUGCUACCGAUUCAUCGGUUACUCGAAGAAUCGAGAGUUCGUGUUAGCGAGGAAUCACUUUCGAGACACACCAACGACGAGACCAGCAGCGAUCCGAUUCCAAAUCGCCUUGUCCGGGACAACAAUUGCGAACUCCAGCGCGAAGGCUCCCGGACCGAGACUCGGUUCACACCGAGAAUAACGAGAAAUCGUUUAAUCGAGGAACAGGAACGAUGCAGAAGCGCGAGUUUGCCGAGAAAUUCUAAUAACGACGAUAGCACCAGUCCUGAAGGAUCUUUUUGUUCUGGAAAAAGUCAUUACUCCCCCUCCCAUGCUAAUAGCGACAGAAGAACCGCCGCCAGCGUCAGAAGUCGAUUGCAAGAAAAUACUGAUUCUACUUGUUCAACCCCCAAGAAUACUACUCGACGAAAUAACAAAGUGACUGAGACCUCGAAAAACUCGAGAGACUCACCUCCGACUCCGAGAACCGCGAAUAUCGUACAAACGAGAAAACAUUCACAAGACAGUCCCAAAAGUCGUUCGCGACUUCACAACACAACGACGAAUCGCGAAGUAUCAUCCGAAAUCAAAGAAGAACAAAAUAACACGAGGAAAAACGAUCUCGCGAAGGCUAAAACUCCCGUGCUACAACGAAAGUACGACGAUAUCACCGACUUCAACGCACUCGUCGAAAGCAAUAAAAUGUUGAAUGUCGAGAAUAUACCGAUGAAAGAAUUGACGAGAAGUCGCAACGAAUCACCUGUCAAAGUUCAUCGUUCCAAAGACCCUAAAAAGGACGUUUUUCCUGCAAAAGAAAUUCAAAGCCCCGAUUAUGGGGUCGAGGCUGACAUCAGAGACACCUCGAGAGAGUCCUUUUACGAUUUUAUUGGCGAAGACGAGGACGGAUUUAAAUUCGCCGACGACGACGAGGACGAAUACAUUGACAACAAAAUUGGAGCGUGAAAUUACAUCGUUGCUCUGAUUUCACUAUCAAACAAUUACUCGUUCAUUAUUGGAAAGAGACGAGAUUGGAAAUCGUUAUUUUACAAUUACGUGUAAAUAUUUUUAAGCUCUAUGAUUCUUUUUUUAAUUUUUAUUUUUUUUUUUAUUCGUUCGUUUAUAAUCGUCGGACAAGACUCGGUACAGGCUCGUCGAGAUAUGAUAAUUGUAAAUAGGACGACAGAUUCGCCAUUCCAUAGGAUAAAAUUACCUUCGUUUUUUUUUUUUUUAUUAUUUAUUGACUCGUUAGUUUUAUCAAGAGUUCUGCUGGGAACGAGAGAAGAAAUUAUACGAAAAAAUCGAUGUUGACCUUGAGGUGGAAUGAUCUAGUCCGGUGCAAAAGAAAUGAAUCAAAUUUGUAGGAAAUGAAAACACAAAAUGAAUGGAAGAUAAUGAGUAGGAAGAUAAAUUUGAAAUAUUCGUUAAUUCGGUAUGAAUUUUGUAAAAUACCGAUCAACGAGUUUAUUACGUGGCUGUAUUUUCGAGAUGAAUCUCUUCGAGUAUCAAGAGUGAUAUAGUAUUUAAAAGGGUGAGAAAUAGAGGAGAGAAUGAAUCUUCCUUUUUCUCCGUUCGGAACGACGAGAGCUUCGGUAAGAAUAAAAAGGAAAAAUGAUCAAACCCAAAAAAUGUCAAAAAAAAAUGCACGCUCGCAAUCAUUGUACGUAAUUCACUGUUAUUCGUCUACGAUAAUCGACGAGGGGAAAGCAAAUAUCUGUCAAUGUCAUCAAAGUCGAUGGUUUUAUCAAUCUGAAUAUAAUGUUUUGGGAAUCGUAAGGUCAGAAAAAUAAAAUAUUGAAAAAAGCCAUCAUGAAGGUAAAGAAAAAGAAAAAGCAAAAAUAGACUCUACGUUAUGUAAUAAUGACAUUAAUCACAUUAAUCACGUGUAAUAGCAUAGAUUUCGUAUGUAUAUCGACUCGUUCCUAAUGAAUAAUGGAAGAAAGGUAACACAAGAAAAAAAAAACACUUUACGAGACCACAAAUAUCUAACUGGCGAGGUAACAGAAAAGAAGAAAUGAAACCAAAAUGGAAAUCAAAUCAAAUCACUGUAAGAUAAGUGUAUUUAUUUACAUCUACACGUUUCUUUCUAGUCAAUUAUUCAAUGUAAAGAACAACAAAAGUACCAAAUCAUAUAAAUAUAUAUAUAUAAAUACACAAAUAUGAUGAAUGUUACCAAAGCGAUGUAAACGAUAAAUGAAAAUACGUAUAUUUCGUCACUUUCGUUUUCAUGAAUCAAAAAAAAAAAAUGAGAAGAACAUUUCCCGUGUUUAUCGCCUGUACAACAGUGAUAAUUAAAAAACAAUUUCCGCAUUGAUUUAUUAGCAUGUAGCAUCCCCGUUCAUAUUUUUCAUUGCGAUAUAAAUGACGACCAUGAACUGACAAAGCAAAUCGAGUCUGAUCUAUUCGCUCAAUAGAUGUUUCAGUUCGAUUGAUGACUUUUUUUUUUAUCAUUUUCAUCAUCGAUUUCGCUUCGAACGGAUUUUUGCAAUUUCACACUCCGUUCAUUAUUAUUAAACGACAGUAUGUAUUUUGUAGUUGUUGAUUAAUAAAAUAUUUACUAGAAAAGGAAAGGAUGACGAAUGAAAAAUUUUGGGAACAUGGUAACGUCCGAGAGAGAAAAAAGGGUUUGAUUCUCUGGCGAAGACGUUUACCCCGGGCAAAGUUUAUGAUUAAGCCUUUUUUUUUUAUAUGAGAAUUAAGGUAUCAAGGGUUUCAUUUAAAAAGAUAAGUUCUAUUGUACAUUUUCGUAGUAAAUUAUGAAAGCUGAACAUUUUUUACGCUCCAACAGGCGAUUUUAUUUUCUCAUCUUUUUGUAAAUAAUAUAAAUCUAUAUUGUAUAUUGUUCGUUAAUUGUAUACACGUCGAAAAACAGAAAAAAAUGCAUUAAUUAGGCACGAGUAGGCAAAACGCCCCAUAAAUUAUGUCUGUUUCUUCUUUUUCGUCAAUAUGUGUGAUGGAAACGUAUCUUUAUCUGCUCCAAUGAUUCUCACUUUGAUUAUUUUUUUUUUUUUUACAUUGUCAUAAUACAUUUUCAUCGGACGAUGAAAGCUUGGCUGUCUUUUUCCCAACACUGCCAAUCCCCUAUUCCGCUCGAGUUUCACUCUUCAAAUCUCUUAUCAUGCUCUUUCGUUCGUUUGAAUAAAUAUACAUAUUAAAAAUCUUAGUUCGUCGAAUUUCUGACUCUGAAGGCAUUUAAGAAGAGAUUGAAAAAAAAAUGAGGCGCCUUUACGACAAAAUUGACCGAUCACUGGAAAACUUGGUGAAUAAAUAUUUUGUUUGUUCCAAAGAACUAAAGUAAAAGGGCCGUAGCUUCCAGGUUCAGGCCAGAAUCUGAAAAGAAUUUGGAAAACGAUUAAUAAAUAAAUGAAAAAUGAAUUUUCGCUUAUGAUCCGGGUGAAAACACAAAGCAAAAACUGCGAAAAAAAUUAGUUGGAGUUAUCGCAUGCGUAGAAAUGAUUUGGAACGUUUACCGAAAUUCUCUCUCGAUUUUUUUCAUAAUUUUUUGCUAUUUUUCAUUUGAAAGUCUAGUUUUUACGAAUAUAAUGUCUUUUCGACCCAUUCCUCCAUCGUGAAAGUUGCUGAGUUAGUUUUGUAGGGAUCACGUUCGCGAAAAACGUCUGCAACAUCAGUAACAGACGUAUGAGAAAAAGAAAGGAAAAAAGGGAAUAAAAAUCAACAGUUUGGAGAGAUCGAUGUUAGCGUGACGAAUUUUUCUUUCGACUUUUGUAAUAUAUCAUCGACUCACCGAUCAUUGUUUUCAGGCGUACUGCGCACAUAAUGUAAUCGUCGAACUUGAUCAAACCGUCUUUAGUUCCGUAUCUGUGCACGAGAAUAUUAAGUAUGUGAUUGUUCAGUCGAUAACCAGCGCUGUUUAACGCUUGUCUCAACUCGAACGCGCUCAAGUGACCGGAACCAUCUCUGUCGUAGAGUUUGAAGACUGCCUGCAACCAUUUUGUUUGAACGAUGAGUAUUGAUGAAAAAUGAAUAAAUAAAUAAAGAAAAAUCGACUGUAA